This is a messenger RNA of Hypoxylon fragiforme, 2215 nucleotides long. RefSeq lists its product as uncharacterized. Gene Ontology annotation, molecular function: DNA-binding transcription factor activity, RNA polymerase II-specific. The transcript is spliced from 2 exons. Lineage: Eukaryota; Fungi; Ascomycota; Sordariomycetes; Xylariales; Hypoxylaceae. Gene Ontology annotation, biological process: positive regulation of transcription by RNA polymerase II. The coding region runs from base 426 to 2057 and encodes 543 amino acids. The record is from RefSeq and is a predicted model, not a curated record.
UUAAGUGGCAGUCACAGUCAAUCACAGAGCUUAUCCCACCUACCAAUCAAAACACUAGAGUCACACACCCAACACCAUAAAUCUAGUAGUUGGCCACGGUGUCCUUUUUGUUUAACUUUCGUUUUACACACUAAUUCUUUCACUACUGCCUGCUGCCUACCGCAUACCGUCACUCACCUGACCUGACUAACUGGUUGAGUCACUGUAAUUAAUCCCUGUCUUGCCUAGAAUUAUGCAUUGACAGGUGAAUUUACUGCUGCUAUUUGUACUGAGGAAUUAGGACGGCACCUCUUUACCAUUUUCAGCUUUUUAUUUUUAUUAUUCUGCAUCAGUUUUCUAAGCUACAACGGCCACUAAAACUUGCCGGCCUACCCAACUUUGCACGAAUUAUACAACAGCAGACGAACCAAAGUCCUCCUAGCAAUAUGGCCGCCUACGAAAGCCAACAAACAACCGGACCGACUCCUCAAGUCAAGUUCGAGGCUUCUCCUGCCGAGUCUCUGAUGUCCGUUCCCGGAGAUGCCUACCCUUCUCUCUUCGACACAUCUUCGGCGUUGAACCCCUUAGAAAGCGUCAUGACUCCACAGUCGUUCAUGAGCGAGGAUAGGCUUGCCAGUCAGAACGUUGAUGAUGAAGCAUCGCCUACACCUUCUCCGGCCCCCGAAAGUUCCGAGAAGAAGCCGACCAAGAAGCGAAAGUCAUGGGGCCAAGUCCUCCCCGAGCCGAAGACUAACUUGCCUCCCAGGAAACGAGCCAAGACUGAGGACGAGAAGGAGCAACGACGAGUCGAGCGGGUGCUACGAAACCGUCGCGCAGCCCAAUCUUCCCGAGAACGCAAGAGACAAGAGGUGGAAGCUUUAGAAGAACGAAACAGACAGCUAGAAGACAUGCUACGAAACCAGCAGAAGACGAAUGAAAUGUUGAUGGAUGAAUUAAAUAAAAUCCGACAAGGCUCCGGUGUUAGCCGCAGCUCAUCUCCACUUGAUGGAUUACAGCCCUCUCCCCUUACCCUUUCUCAGCCGCUUUUUGGUUCAUCAAAAGAUGGCUCGGCUCAGGCCAAACCCGGGAUGAUGAAUGAUUUCAUCCUCAUGCCGGAGCAGGACGGUACCGUCGACCCUGCAUCCCUUUCCCCCGAACUCACUCCUGUCCCUGAUGACAAUGCCCCCACGUCAGCCACCGAAGACGUUGUGAUGACCCCCACCCCUGUGGCUACCACCUCCGACGAGAUACAACAUCCAGCAGCGGUGUUGUGCGACCUGCAGUGUCCGUCGGUGGAGGUGCCUCAGUCGUGGAAGGCCUCGCAACAACCGUCUCCUCUAGCACUGUCACUCUUCCUGCAGCUUCAGAUGCUGCUGACAGCCUCUUCGGUGAUGCUUUCAGCCUUUCGGCAACCUUUGACAUUGAUUCGUGGGGCGCUCAAGGCCAAUUUAGUCCUACAUCCGACCCCCUCAAUUUUGAGUACAAUAAUCUGGCUGGUAACUCGACCCCCCAAUUUCCGGACUUCGACUUCGACCAGUUCCUCAGCACCGACGACGCUAGCGGCGCAGCUCAGGGCGCGACCGCGGGAAGCGACUCGGUCGCCCAAGAACACCCGGACCCAGUUUUCAGCCUCUUCGACUCUGAGAAUCAAAUCUCUUCAGAAACUCUUAACCAGCAGCCCCAUCUUGGCGCGUCCUCUAAAGGAUGCGACGAUGGAGUUAUUGCGGUUGGUGUCUAAGAAGGGAGGCGAUGAUCAGGUCGAGGAGCUGGCACUUGGAUCCCCGGGUAUCAAGGGAGAUCGUAGCCGUGGACCGCAGACGUGGCCAGAGGGCACCAGCUUACCGUCUCGAGAGGUAUUGCUCACACUACUAUGGGCAAUCCAAAUCGAAGAACGGAAAUUAGAAUUAUUAUCGAGAGGGGCGACUAUAGCCUCAUCAUCGCCAAGUUCCCGACCUGGAUCAAGCGUCCUACCAGAACAGACACCAACCCAGAAUUUUGUAUUAUCAGUGACAUCAUUAAAAAGGAGUAGAGAGGUAACGGAACUGGACAGUGGAAAGCGGAUACGACUUUCCCCAUAAUGGAGUUCCGGAGCCAAAUGGAUAUCGGGGGGGGCCAACUGGCGGGCGUCACAGGAGCGGUUGCAAUGAUGCCAAUAGGUUUUAUAUUUGGGCAUAGAAGAUGGGUUAUGUACCACCACUAUGCGCUAUGAAAUGAGAAGACAAUCAAACGUUUAUUA